UCUUCGUUUUAGUCUCAUGUUUUAUCCUUACCGUUUAAGUCAAACGGCAGUACACAUGACAAAACCAACAACCAUACAAUCCUCUUCUUCUCUGGUAGCCUUCACUUCACCUCCCGGCCCGGAGUCAACCCACUUCUCCGGUGCCGAUCCCCUAUCCAUCUGGGUGUGGAGAGGCCCAACAUGAAAUCUGAGACUGUGACUUUGAUAUUAGUGAAUCUGGCUGCUAUUAUGGAGAGGACCGAUGAGUCCUUGUUGCCUGGAGUCUAUAAAGAAGUUGGGGCCGCUCUCCACAUCGAUCCCACUGGCUUAGGUUCCUUAACCCUCUUCAGAUCUGUAGUUCAGUCUUCUUGUUACCCUCUAGCUGCUUACUUAGCCGUCCAUCACAAUCGCGCCCAUGUCAUUGCUGUAGGUGCUUUUCUCUGGGCCGCCGCCACUUUCCUCGUCGCCCUCUCCUCCACAUUCUUCCAGGUGGCAAUUUCUAGAGGUUUGAAUGGAAUAGGUCUUGCCAUAGUGAUACCUGCCAUCCAGUCUCUCGUUGCUGAUUCAACUGAUGAUAGUAACCGCGGGUUGGCUUUUGGAUGGCUACAACUAACAGGAAAUCUUGGUUCUAUCAUUGGUGGGCUUUGUUCUAUAUUAAUGGCUUCGACAUCUUUCAUGGGAAUCCCAGGAUGGAGAAUUGCCUUCCAUCUUGUUGGACUCAUUAGUGUUAUUGUCGGUUUGCUAGUAUGGGUUUUUGCAAACGAUCCACACUUUUCUGAGAUUAAUGGAAGAGAUAAGGAUCAUCCACGCAAGCCAUUCUGGUCAGAAAUGAUGGAUCUAGUUAAAGAAUCAAAGUCAGUUAUAGGGAUCCAAUCUUUCCAGAUAAUUGUAUCUCAGGGGGUUGCAGGAUCAUUUCCAUGGUCGGCUUUGUCAUUUGCUCCUAUGUGGCUUGAGCUAGUAGGCUUUUCUCACGAGAAAACAGGAUUUCUAUGGACUCUCUUUAUAAUUGCUAGUUCAUUAGGUGGUAUUUUUGGAGGAAGAUUGGGGGAUAUUUUAUCAAAACGCUUUCCUAAUUCAGGAAGAAUAGUUUUAUCUCAGAUAAGCUCAGCUUCUGCAGUUCCUCUUGCUGCAAUCUUGCUGCUGGUUUUGCCCGACAAUCCAUCCACAACAUUCUUGCAUGGACUGGUUUUGUUCAUAAUGGGUUUCUCUAUGUCAUGGAAUGCACCAGCAACUAACAACCCAAUAUUUGCAGAGAUUGUCCCGAAGAAGUCACGCACAAGCAUCUAUGCAUUGGAUCGAUCAUUUGAGUCGAUUCUGUCAUCGUUUGCUCCUCCUGUCGUUGGAAUUCUGGCUCAGCAUGUUUAUGGAUAUAAACCAGCAGCAAAAGGAUCCACAGAUUCAUCACAAAUUGAAACUGAUAGAGAGAAUGCAAAAUCACUAGCCAGGGCACUAUAUGCAGCCAUUGGUUUCCCAAUGUCACUGUGUUGCUUCAUCUACUCUUUCCUCUAUUGUUCGUAUCCAAGAGACCGAGAGCGCGCAAGAAUGCACGCCUUGAUAGAGUCUGAAAUGCUGCAUCUGGAAUCUAGCACUUCACCCCUCUAUGAACAAGACAGUCAGUUUCAUAUUUCGGAGGCAAAAGAUUUUGAUGAUAAGGAUCAAACAGAGGUUGACCUUACCUAUGAAAUUGAAGACAGUCUUGAUUUCAUUGACAGCGAUGAAAAACAACUUCUCAAUCAUCAGCUAAUAGAUUCUGAUUCGAAAUGAUAACUUACAGCCCAGGAAUAACAUUCAAAAUUGUCAAGGACUCAAGGAAAUAUUGAUCAACACGAACCAAAGCAGUAUUGAAGGCAGACAAUGAAAAGUAUAGUUGAUAUUUUAUAUCUCCCUAAUGUUAGAAUUUUUUUUAUAUUAUUUCAAAUUUAGAGUAACACAAAAAAAUGUAGUUUAUCACAAAAAACAGAGCAUUUGUGCAUUUCACCAGUUAAAUGAAUGCUUCUAACAAUUGAGAAGAAGACGGGAUUUUGACUCUAA
Cucumis sativus (cucumber) is the source of this 2010-nucleotide messenger RNA. RefSeq lists its product as uncharacterized. The transcript is spliced from 3 exons. Gene Ontology annotation, biological process: transmembrane transport. NCBI's taxonomy places the organism in Eukaryota, Viridiplantae, Streptophyta, Magnoliopsida, Cucurbitales, Cucurbitaceae. Gene Ontology annotation, cellular component: membrane. Gene Ontology annotation, molecular function: transmembrane transporter activity. The coding region runs from base 181 to 1743 and encodes 520 amino acids. The record is from RefSeq and is a predicted model, not a curated record.